CACUCAUGAAGUGUGUCUUAAAAAGGUUGCCAAACAACACACCAAUCUCACCAAGGCCACACAGUGCAAGUUCCAAAUCUGCAAAUUAGCAAUUUUGUUUUACACCUGUGAACAAUAAAUAAUACUGUUUGCUCUAUUAAAUUGGUAGCAUAUUAUUCAAGAACGCUUUCAAUUAAGCACAAUAAAUCACUUUCAUCCACCCCAACGCUGUGUUUGUGACCUGUCCCAUCAUCCACCUUAUAACCGAGACAUAUGUUGCUCUUAAUAAAAGAGGUGAUGACCAUCUGCGCCCUGUUCGAUCACCUGCAGUACAGGCGCGCCCCCGCGCAUUGAUAGCCCACUCGAGUGGAGGCGCGACUCUCUCUCUCUCUCUCUCUCUCUCCCCCUCUCUCACUGUAUCUCCAGAAUUCAGAUGCUUUGCAAAGUGUCAGUUCAGCUAGGUGGAAAUCAUGUUUUUACAUACUAUUAAGAAGAGACGACACCAUUAAACGGUAGACAAAGAAGUCUGAAUAAAGUUCGUUUGUAAUUCCCUCCAUCGUGUUAUUCAAAUGCGUGUGUGAAACAAGCGAGGAUGCGCGCGGCACUCCGGAUCUUUUGUGCUUUGACUUUUCUCGCCUCGUGCGUCUGUGGCGCGAGAGUUGUGAGUGGUCAAACUGUGUGUCAGGGUAGUCCUGAGCAUCCAUGUUAUAAGAUUGCUUACUUCAGGGACGUGUCGAGUCGCGUGGCAUUCUGGGAGGCUCUGGAGGCGUGCGAGAUGGACGGUGGUUCAUUGCUGAGCAUUGAAAGCCCAGCGGAGCAGAAGCACAUCGAACAUCUCCUGAAAGAACUGAGCGUCUCCUCCUCCUCCGGUGCCGUCAGUGGAACGAGCAUCACAGAUGGAGACUUCUGGAUCGGUCUGACUCGCGUGGAGAGCGAGAGCGCUCCAGAGCCCGGCAGUUUCGCAUCGUGUCCCAACCUGUACAAGUGGACAGAUGAAAGUGUCUCACAUUUCAGAAAUUGGUACGCUGAUGAACCGUCCUGUGGAGGAGAAGCUUGUGUGGUGAUGUACCAUCAGCCAACAGCUCAGGCCGGGCCUGGUGGGCCGUAUCUCUAUCAGUGGAACGAUGACCGGUGCAAUAUGAAGCACAAUUUUAUCUGCAAGUAUGAACCAGAGAGCUACCUGGUUAAAGAGCAGAGUGACAGACCUGCAGGGCGUGAUUCUGAUCUUUCAGAUGAAGACCUGGUGGAAAGAAGAACGCCUCAAGUCAACCAUGACGAAAGCCCUCAACCCAUCAUGCCUGGGCCCUCAAGUAUGCUGCUAAUCUAUGUGAUCAUUCCCACCAUUCCACUACUGUUGUUGAUCUUGGUGGCUUCAGGGAGUUGCUGUUUCCAGAUGUUGAGCAAGAGUACACCACGGACCAAAACAAGCAUUAACCAAUCAACUCUCUGGAUUUCCAAGACGCCAAAGAUGGACAGUGCCAUGGAAGUUUAAAAAAAACACGUAACAUCUCCAUCAUCCAAGCAGCUUUGUUUCUGGGUUUUUAACCCUGAUUCUCGUCUGGUUGUUAAUGUUGUGUAAUUUCAAAAGCAAGCUAAUGUGUGGCAAUGUCUGCACAGUCAGUUACACAUAUAGUUCACUUUACUGUACACACGUUGUGCUUAGAGACGCUUUCCAUCAUCUUUCAAACUGUUCAGAUCUAUGAAUCUAUGAAUUUCAAUUCACUCUCAGAUCUUUUUCUACAUUUCAUGUUUCUGUCAGAUAGUCUGACCUGAGGUUGCUGAGGGAGGAGGAAUGCUAACUGGCACCAAACAGUGAGCAAUUAAAUUACUGUAAUAAAGACGAGUGCAAGUGGGAAUAACAUAAAAAGAGGAAUUAAGGUUUCCCGCUGACAGUAAUAAAGUAAAAAUGUAUCACUAAAAGCGCAUUAAAAACAGAAAAUAGCAUAAUGCAACUUCAAAAGGUUUUAGAUGAAUAAAAAAAAGAUGAUGAGUUAAUAACUUUUCCUCAAGCAUUUCUCCUGAUAAUGUUGAAUGCAUUAGCAAUGAUGCCAAAAUAUCAUGUGCAGUGGAUAGUACAUCGAUCUGCUAGUUUAAUAGUGUUAGAUUCAAGUUAAAACAUGUGGUCAUUCUCCAAAUAACUGAAUAGGGUUGUUGUGUAGCGUCUGUUCUGUAGCCGCUGGGGAAGCCAUUAAAAACAACCUGAGGAUUAUAUAAUUUAAAAAUGUACAUAUUUUUGUAUGAUGCAGUUGCAAAGUUUUGAGCUGCCACUUUUGUUUUGCAUGUGAAUAUUUGAUCAUCUCAACAGUUUACAAUACUGCAUAUAGAAAAUCAGCAGGUUCUUGUGCUGUCAGCUGUUAAAGCAUAAAACUGAAUUGCUUCAUAGUAAUAUUGUAUCCAAAGUACGUCUGGUUGCACAGGAAGUCACUGUCUUCAGUUUCUGUGAGUGUGGGUCUGUUGCGUGUUUGAAUUUGAGAUGUAUUAUUAAUACUUUUGUAUAUUUUUUGAGAGAGGUGAAUUGGAAGUGUACACGGAUUAAAAAAUACUACAAAAUU
Messenger RNA from Paramisgurnus dabryanus, 2531 nucleotides. RefSeq names its product chondrolectin (gene chodl). Lineage: Eukaryota; Metazoa; Chordata; Actinopteri; Cypriniformes; Cobitidae. The record is from RefSeq and is a predicted model, not a curated record. Gene Ontology annotation, biological process: positive regulation of axonogenesis. Gene Ontology annotation, cellular component: cytoplasm.